Adineta steineri is the source of this 957-nucleotide messenger RNA. Lineage: Eukaryota; Metazoa; Rotifera; Eurotatoria; Adinetida; Adinetidae. The record is from the annotation of a GenBank genome assembly.
AAAAAAACCAUUACUUUAUGGAGAUUUUCCUUUAUCAAUACGUUCAACAUCAUUAAAAUUAGUUCAUUUAAUAUUAAUUAUAUUUGCUAAUCAAGCACAACAUUUACCUAUAUCACAUGAUUAUUAUUCUUCUUCUAUUCAAAUACCUUAACAACAACCAGUUAGGGAUAAAUUUGAUAGAUUCAUUGUAAAUAAAAUACUUGAUUAUAUAGUUAGUUUAUUUUCUGAAUCCGUACUAGAUCAAUUAGCAGAUAAAACAUUAAUACCAAUAGAUUUUGAUGAUUAUUUACAUGUAUUUGAUGAUAAUGAAGUAGAAGGAGAAGUAGUUGAAGAAUAUAAAAAAAUCAGCAGUUGUUGCUGAAAAUACAUUUGAAACAUUUCUUUUAAAAAAUGUCUAUACCACAGAUAAAGUUCCAUCAACAACAGAUAUAAUUUAUAUGAAAUAUAAAUAAUCUAAAAAAAGAAUUUUUAUUUUUUUAAGAUAGAAAUUCUCUGACACCAUCAAAUCAUCGUUAAUCUAGUCGUGGAUCUUGAUCGUUACAAUUACCAUCUUUUAGUCCAGUAUUAAGUCGUCGUUCAUCAGUAUCUAUAACAAGUUCACAUGCAACAAAUUUAUGUCAUUUAUCCGAUAAGACUCUUCGUUCAUAUGUAACAACAAUUCAAGUUGUAUUUUUAUCUCGUGUAUCAUCAGAACUUGUAUUACAAUUGGCAACUAAAUUUCGUUUCAUAUCUUAUAAUUUAGCUAUUUUCUCUUAUGCACAUCAUUUAUAUUUAAAUCUUUUAAUACCAUCUGAUAUUCAUACACGUAUUGAUCAACUUCCACAAAUAAAUAAUACAAGUAAAUUUAAUAAAAAACGUUUAACAAAUGUUUUACGAACAAUGACAAUAACAUCAACGAAUGAUGAACAAACAAAUACAAUUGAUUCAUAUAUAAAUAUGGACCAUAGUUUAUUUUAA